Callorhinchus milii (elephant shark) is the source of this 820-nucleotide messenger RNA. RefSeq lists its product as uncharacterized. Gene Ontology annotation, cellular component: membrane raft; plasma membrane. The coding region runs from base 65 to 811 and encodes 248 amino acids. The transcript is spliced from 4 exons. Lineage: Eukaryota; Metazoa; Chordata; Chondrichthyes; Chimaeriformes; Callorhinchidae. The record is from RefSeq and is a predicted model, not a curated record. Gene Ontology annotation, biological process: intracellular signal transduction; negative regulation of T cell activation.
AAAAGAAAGGGAAGACCCGAGUUUGGAGGAUGAGUUGGGAGCGUCACCAUGGAGAAACGGAAAUAUGGACCGUGCGGGCUUAAGGGCGCCCAUCCAUAACGAGGAACGAAAAGUGGGAGAAAAGCCUGCUGUGUUUUCCAAGCCCGAGAAAUACAGUCCUGGGAAAGAAGACAUGAAGAGUAUUGCAGAGAAUAAAGCAACAAAACCACUGAAAGACCGUCAUGAGGCAGAGAGAAUCACAUGUGCUAGUCUAAAUGACAGUCAGACAAACUCCGGCACUGCCUGGGUUAAGAAGGAAGUCUUCACCUUUAGUAAAUCUCAUGAAAAACUCCAUUCCCUCACAGAUGAAGAGAUUGCAGGAAUGUAUUCGAAGGUGGCAAAAAAAUACCCAAGGAAGGAAGUCCUAUUGCCACUAAGAGGAAGGAUCCCCAAAGAAACCAAAAUGUAUAGCCGUUCCUGGUCAGCAGAUAAUCUGAACGAGGAGGAAUCAGAGUACGAGGCUAUCAAGAGCCCACACUGGCACACAGGCAGUCGGACUCCGGUAAAUGAACCUGAUUAUGCCUUCGUUAAUGAAAAGGCCUGGGGGAGGAAAUGGCAGAGCGACGAAGAGACGGAACCAGGCUAUGAAGCGAUCAAUAUCAAAUCGAAGAAAACGGAUUUCCCGCCAAAGCGGGCCAAAGCACAAAAGUUUCCUCCUGUCAGGCCGACGGAAAACUAUUACGAAAGUAUCAGUGAACUGCAGCAGAGUCGAACACAUACCAGAGUGCUCACCUGUGAAGACGGCAAACAAUUGUUUGUAACCGGACUCUGAUGAUAUAAA